This is a messenger RNA of Lontra canadensis (Northern American river otter), 1886 nucleotides long. It is a transcript of the gene PARP15, whose product is annotated as poly(ADP-ribose) polymerase family member 15. Bases 76 to 1818 code for a protein of 580 amino acids. The transcript is spliced from 11 exons. The record is from RefSeq and is a predicted model, not a curated record. Gene Ontology annotation, molecular function: transcription corepressor activity; NAD+ poly-ADP-ribosyltransferase activity. NCBI's taxonomy places the organism in Eukaryota, Metazoa, Chordata, Mammalia, Carnivora, Mustelidae. Gene Ontology annotation, biological process: negative regulation of gene expression. Gene Ontology annotation, cellular component: nucleus; cytoplasm.
AGCGGGAAAAAUUGUCUUCCGAACGGAGAUGAGAUAGCCUCAGCCCAAACCACAGAAGGUCUAAACCUCAUAUUAAUGGCUGGAAAUGUUAUUAAUUUCCAGGCCCAUGUGAUUGUCAACACUGUUUCCCAGACACUUCAACUUGGAAACGGACCACUAUCUCGGGCUAUUUUGCAGAAAGCUGGUCCAAAGCUCCAGGAAGAGUUGUAUGCUGUCAAGCAGGGAACAGUGGAGAAAAUAGGUAGCAUAUUCAUAACAAGUGGCUGUAAUCUGAACUGCCAAGCUGUCUUCCAUGUCGUGGCACCAACUUGGGAUAAUGCAGCAGGGCGCUCUCAGCAGAUCAUGGCAAAAAUAAUCAAGAAAUGUUUGGCAACUGUAGAAGAGUUAUCUUUUUCAUCCAUCGUAUUUCCCAUGAUUGGAACCGGAAAUUUGAGAUUUCCCAAAGCUAUUUUUGCUAACCUAAUCCUUUCGGAAUUGUUCAAAUUUAGUAGCAGAAGCUGGCGGAAAACCUUACAAAAAGUUUACUUGCUCGUACAUCUAGGUGAUGAUGAAAUCCAGCAGGCAUUUUUAGAUGAAUUCACUAAAGGGUUGUAUGGAAAUCCCAACAAGGACAGGAUUCUCACAACUGAAGGGGCCUUCAGCCCUGUCUCCAGCCGUGGAAUCAUUUCAUAUGGAAUGAAAAUCGGUGCAAUUACUUUCCAGAUUGCUACUGGAGAUAUUAGAAAAGAAAAGGCAGAUGUGAUUGUAAACUCAACAACAAGAACAUUUAAUCUGAAAUCAGGGGUGUCAAAAGCAAUUUUAGAAGGUGCCGGACCAGCUGUGGAAAAUGAAUGUGCUAUACUAGCUGCACAGCCUCACGGAGAUUUUAUAGUUACACAAGGUGGAAACUUGAUGUGCAAGAUAAUAAUCCAUGUUCUCGGGGAAAAUGAUGUCAGGAAAACAGUCUCCACUGUUCUAGAAGAGUGUGAGCAGAGGAAGUACACUUCUGUUUCCCUUCCGGCCAUUGGAACAGGAAAUGCUGGAAAAAACCCAACCACAGUUGCUGAUGAUAUGAUCAGUGCUGUUAUAGACUUCGCACAGAAACAUCCCAUCCCAUCAUUACGAAGAGUUAAAGUUGUCAUCUUUCUAUUUGAAUUGCUACAUGUAUUCUAUGACAACAUGAGAAAGAGAGAGAAGUCCGCAUCACCUGUCCUUCAGCCCACACGCUUCGAGACUGCAUGUAAUCUUCCUGAACACUGGGCUGACAUGAAUCAGCAGCUAUCCUGUGUGAUUGAGCUACUCCCCGGACAGUCAGAAUAUUACACCAUAAAGGACAAGUUCUCUGAGACUUGUCCUUCCUACAAAAUAGAGAAGAUUGAACGGAUACAGAAUGUAUGCAUCUGGCAGAGCUACCAGAUAAAGAAAAACCACAUGGACAUGAAGAAUGGCCAUACAGAUAAUGAGAGAAUUCUGUUCCAUGGGACAGAUGCAGACUCAGUGCCAUAUGUCAAUGAGCAUGGCUUUAAUCGCAGUUAUGCUGGGAAGAAUGGAGCAGCCUAUGGACAAGGAACCUAUUUUGCUGUUAAUGCCAAAUAUUCUGCUAAUGAUAAAUAUUCCACACCAGACAGCAAUGGGAGAAAGCAUGUUUAUGUUGUACGAGUGCUUACAGGAGUCUACACAUGCGGACAUGCAAGAUUAGUUACCCCUCCAUCAAAGAAUCCUUACAAUCCCACAGAUCUCUUUGACUCUGUCACAGAUGAUACACAACAUCCAAGUCUAUUUGUGGUAUUCUCUGAUAAUCAAGCUUACCCAGAAUAUCUCAUAACUUUUAGGUGUUAAAAAAUAGGGUUUUUUUUAACCUCUAAGAGAUUGUUUAGUUGUCUAUUUAUAAGAACAAAUUUAUAGAA